This is a messenger RNA of Drosophila busckii, 1533 nucleotides long. RefSeq names its product L-dopachrome tautomerase yellow-f2. The record is from RefSeq and is a predicted model, not a curated record. Gene Ontology annotation, cellular component: extracellular region. The transcript is spliced from 4 exons. Bases 62 to 1423 code for a protein of 453 amino acids. NCBI's taxonomy places the organism in Eukaryota, Metazoa, Arthropoda, Insecta, Diptera, Drosophilidae.
UAGGAGUCACUAGUUGUGCGGUCCGUGACAUAAUAUUACAAUUUUUGUAAAACGGAACACAAUGAUAUCAAGAUUGCUAUUUUGGGUCUUGGCCUUGCUGGGCAUGAUAAUCUUUGUACAAAGCGAUGGAAUGGUUGAAGUCUUCAAAUGGAAGCAAAUGGAUUUCAACAAUCGCGGAGAAGCACGACCAUUACGCAUGCCUGACUCGUCUGCUCCCCUAGUAUUCCCAGGGCGCUUUGGACGGGAAAAGAAAACUCAGGGCAAAUUAGAGGUGAAAACUUCUCGAGAUACACCUAUCGGCUUUGCAACACGUAGCGGAAUAAAUCAAAAUGAUAAUAACAGUGCCUAUAUACCCUACAAUAAUGUGCCCAUGGGCGUGACACACUAUCGAGGCAGACUAUUUGUCACAAUGCCGCGACGACGCGUUGGCAUACCAUCAACCUUGAACUUUAUAGACUUGAAACGCGAUGGCGGCCAAAGCAGUCCCAAGCUGAAUGCCUAUCCCAAUUUCGAGUUGAAUCAAUUUAGUCGCAGCGCAGAGAAUCUAGUAUCCGUGUAUCGCACAACUGUGGAUGCUUGUCAACGCUUGUGGUUCAUUGAUACAGGCAUGUUGGAGUAUCCAGACAAUCGUCAGCAGAUCAAACGCCCUAGCAUAUGGGUGGUAGAUUUGAAUACUGAUCGUGUGCUCAAACGGUUUGAAAUUCCCGAGAGCAUUGUAAGCACUGGACGUGGGAUGGCCAGCUUGACCAUUGACAUUGCGUCACCUAAAGCCUGUGGAGAAGCUUUCGCCUACAUACCCGACUUGGUCAACAGUCGUUUAUAUGUGUAUAGCCUGGCAGCAGAUCGCAUGUGGUCCUUUGCACACAACUAUUUCAACUUUGAUCCCCUAGCUGGUGAUUUGCAUAUAGGUGGACAAACUUUCCGCUGGGAUGAUGGCAUCUUCUCCACAAGCUUGGGUCCCAUUGAGCGUGACGGCAGCCGACCUCUGUUAUUCCAUGCUAUGGCCAGCAACAAUGAGUUUGCUGUCUCAAAUCGCGUGCUCCAACAGGAAGCGAAUGCGGCGCGUUCUGAUCAUGGAAACGAUUUUCGUAUCUUGGGCAAUCGUGGAGAGCACAAGCAGUCCACUAUGCAUGAGUACGACCAACGCACUGGUGUUGUCUUUUAUGCGGAAAUACAAACAAAUGGCGUGGGUUGCUGGAACAGUCGUAAGCCUUUCACGCCGGCGAAUCAUGGCAUAGUGGCUGCAAAUGCUGAUACAAUGAUAUAUCCAAGUGAUUUGACGAUUGAUGAGGAUGGCGACAUCUGGGUAAUGACAAAUUCAAUGCCUAUUUUUAUUUACUCCACCCUAGAUGCCAAUACUUUUAAUUUCCGUAUUUGGAGGCAAAAGGCCGUCGAAGCCAAACGCAACACGAUAUGCGAAUGAAUUUCAAAACCUCACUUCUCUGAGAAUUCCAAAUAUACAUACAUAGAAUAAGAUCUGAAAUGAUAAUAAUAUAAUUAUAAGCAUAAAAUGCUCGAUUAAACGUUAUUGAA